CUUCGUCUCCUGCCGCCCCGGAAUCCACGCCCCUCUCUCGCCACUAGAUUCCCCCCACCGCACGAGCCUCCUCCCACUAAAACCCGCGCCCACACGCGGCCACGCUCCACUCCACUCGCUCCCACCGCCCCGCACGAACCCGACCGACUCCACCGCCGCCUCCGCUCCUCGCCAUGCCGCCGCUCGCCCCCGCGCGCCUCCACGCCCCACUCCUCCUGGCCCCCGUCGCCACUCCCUCCCGCCUCCGCGCCUCGACCGGGCCCCGCGGCGGCAGCAGGAGAGGUGGGACCGCGGCCGCGGCGCUGGCCUCGGAGAAGCCGCCGGCGGUGUCUGUCGCGGGCGAGGAGAGAGGGGCGGGGGGUGACGGGCGCUAUGAUGCGAUUGUGAUUGGGUCGGGGAUCGGGGGCCUGGUGGCGGCGACGCAGCUCGCGGCGAAGGGGGCGCGGGUGCUCGUGCUCGAGAAGUACCUCAUCCCGGGGGGAAGCUCCGGGUACUACCGCCGCGACGGGUUCACCUUCGACGUUGGCUCCUCCGUCAUGUUCGGAUUCUCCGACAAGGGAAACUUGAAUUUGAUUACACAAGCAUUAGAAGCAGUUGGGCAUAAGAUGGAAGUCAUACCUGACCCUUCUACGGUUCAUUUCCAUCUACCGGGCGAUCUCUCUGUUCUUGUGCAUAGGGAGUAUGAUGACUUCAUCAGAGAACUGAUUAGCAAAUUUCCUCAUGAGAAGGAAGGGAUCCUUCAAUUCUAUGGCACAUGUUGGAAGAUCUUCAAUUCAUUAAAUUCAUUGGAGCUGAAGUCCCUGGAAGAGCCUCUUUACCUUUUUGGGCAAUUUUUUCAGAAGCCUCUGGAAUGCUUAACUCUAGCUUAUUAUUUGCCACAGAAUGCUGGGGAUAUUGCUCGCAAGUUCAUUAAAGAUCAGCAGUUACUCUCCUUCAUAGAUGCCGAGUGUUUUAUUGUGAGCACAGUCAAUGCCUUGCAAACACCCAUGAUCAAUGCAAGCAUGGUCUUGUGCGAUAGGCACUUUGGGGGGAUUAAUUAUCCAGUUGGUGGCGUUGGUGGUAUUGCGACAUCCCUGGCAGAUGGCCUUGUUGACAGGGGCAGCAAAAUCCGUUACAAGGCGAAUGUGACCAAUGUUAUUAUUGAAAACGGGAAAGCUGUUGGGGCGAGGUUAUCGAAUGGGAAAGAGUUCUUUGCUAAAACAGUGAUAUCAAAUGCCACAAGAUGGGACACGUUUGGAAAACUCUUGAAAGAUGAGGAGCUUCCAGAAGAGGAGAAAAACUUCCAAAAGAAUUAUGUUAAGGCACCAUCAUUCCUUUCUAUUCAUAUGGGUGUCAAAGCCUCAGUUUUGCCUGCUGGUACUGAUUGCCACCAUUUUGUACUUGAGGAUGAUUGGAGUAAUUUGGAGAAGCCUUAUGGAAGCAUAUUUUUAAGUAUCCCUACAGUUCUUGAUCCAUCAUUAGCUCCCGAAGGACAUCAUAUACUUCAUAUAUUUACAACCGCAGGCAUAGAAGACUGGGAGGGUCUUUCUAGGAAGGAAUAUGAGCAGAAAAAGGAGCUUGUCGCCAAUGAGAUUAUAAGAAGGCUUGAAAAGAAGUUGUUUCCUGGUCUUCAAGAUUCAAUAGUCCUCAAGGAGGUAGGCUCACCAAAAACUCACCGAAGAUUUCUUGCUCGAAAUGAUGGUACAUAUGGACCAAUGCCACGGGGUAAACCGAAGGGCUUACUGGCAAUGCCUUUCAAUACUACUGCGAUAGAUGGCCUUUACUGCGUUGGUGACAGCUGUUUUCCUGGGCAAGGUGUCAUUGCUGUAGCAUUUUCAGGGAUCAUGUGUGCUCACCGAGUUGCUGCAGAUAUUGGACUUGAGCAAAGAUCUCCCGUGCUAGAUGCUGGUCUUCUUGGGCUACUCAGAUGGCUGAGAACACUCGCAUAGAAUGACGUUAAACAAAGACCGAAAAUGGAAUUUACCUUCUUCCAGAAGAUGGCCGACUUCGCACAAAUGUCAGGACUCUGCACGAUCUGUUCUGUCGACCCAUACAAUGAUCUGGGGCAGUCUUUGUUAUCUAUGCCUUCUGUCUUGCUUGGAAUUGAACUCAGGAUCAUCUCGGCGGUGAUCUCCAGAAACUCCCAAAGAGAAUUGGAAAUAUGAAUAUGUGUACAGAUUUCAGAUUCUAAAUUAGGGGCAUCAGGGUCAAGGAACGGAUGCAUAUCAGCAUACAGGCCUGUGGACUUCACACACGGGAGUGAUCAGUUGUUGUGUACUGUGUACUUCAAAGCUGAUUACUUUUUCUUUGACAUCAGAGCUGUACAUUUUGGAUCAAUGUAAACCAUAUGUACGUGUCACCUACAAGGCUGCGACUUUUGAAGUUCCUUUUUUGUGAGACCCGUCAA
Molecule: messenger RNA, 2386 nt
Organism: Phragmites australis (common reed)
Lineage: Eukaryota; Viridiplantae; Streptophyta; Magnoliopsida; Poales; Poaceae
Product: prolycopene isomerase, chloroplastic
Exons: 13
Coding region: 174-1928 (584 amino acids)
Biological process (GO): carotenoid biosynthetic process
Molecular function (GO): oxidoreductase activity; carotenoid isomerase activity
Source: RefSeq, a predicted model, not a curated record